AUGAUUUCGUCCAUCCUACCUGUCGCGCUCCUUGCUCUCCAGAGCGCAAGCUUCGCCCUCGGAGGGGUAAUCCAAGCCCGUGGCGACCUGCCCACACCCACGCCCAAGGAAAUGAGAGAGAGGAUGAAGGAAUGGGACAGCGAUGACUACGAGUACGUCUUCUACCUCGGGAAGGAGUCGCAGGGAGUAGCGGAGUCCUGGUCCGAGGAUCGAGGUCUCGGCACCAUGACUCUCUGGGAAACGGAUAGACAACUCAAGGACGAAACGCUCUGGUACGACCCGAACAAGGCGUGGAGGUUGUGGAACGAGGUGUUCACCGAACAGGCGCGCGGUACGGCGUUUGUCUUCUGGACCGACUCGGGCAAGAUUCCGAGGAUCGACAGCUGGUUCUUCCAAAUUGAACUCCCGAUCCUGAAGGAGAGGGCCAAGGGCCCCGGGCACGAUCUCGAAGAGCUCAUCCAGAUCAACGCGAGGAACGUCAAGGAAAUCCAUCAGAUCCUCCCCGUUGACGUGAACGACUACAAGGACAAGCAGUGCGCGUGGCACGGCACGGCGCCCGAGUGCGACGCCAAGUGUCCGGAUGGAACGAAGAAGAUUACCGAGAGCAAGUAUGGUGAUGACAUCGACGGCAAAUGUGAAGAAGAAGGGCGGAAGGUCUUCUGUUGUAAGAAGGACUAG
Molecule: messenger RNA, 678 nt
Organism: Diplodia corticola
Lineage: Eukaryota; Fungi; Ascomycota; Dothideomycetes; Botryosphaeriales; Botryosphaeriaceae
Exons: 1
Coding region: 1-678 (225 amino acids)
Source: RefSeq, a predicted model, not a curated record